This is a messenger RNA of Lethenteron reissneri (Far Eastern brook lamprey), 1975 nucleotides long. Its product is annotated as zinc finger E-box-binding homeobox 2-like. Lineage: Eukaryota; Metazoa; Chordata; Hyperoartia; Petromyzontiformes; Petromyzontidae. Gene Ontology annotation, molecular function: RNA polymerase II cis-regulatory region sequence-specific DNA binding; DNA-binding transcription factor activity, RNA polymerase II-specific. The record is from RefSeq and is a predicted model, not a curated record. Gene Ontology annotation, biological process: regulation of transcription by RNA polymerase II; anatomical structure development.
AUGCGAGACCGCGACCCGGAUGAGGACGACGAGGAGAGGCUGCAGAUCAUCGAGGAGCGGUUCGGGGUGGGCCAACCAGAGCCGGGCGUGCCACGCUUGUGGCAGCGGCAUCGCAAGACACCCGGCCCGAGGACUCACGGCUCGUUUGCCGCGCCGCCGCUGCCGCCGCCGCCGCUGCUGUCGUGCCCUCACUGCGGCCGCGGCUACAAGCGUCGGGGCUCGCUGCGGAAGCACGUUCGCCGCCGGCACGAGGGGGCCCUCGCGGAUCUCCACACAUCACCGCGACCUCCCCGGGCGGGCCAGAAGGGUCAGCCUCCCGCUGCCGCGAGCCACAAGUGCACAGAGUGUGGGAGAGACUUCAAGAGCAAACACCACCUCAAGGAACACUUCCGCAUCCACAGCGGGGAGAAGUCGUACGGGUGCCCAAUUUGCAAGAAGCGCUUCUCUCACUCGGGCUCGUACAGCUCGCACAAGAGAGCCAACAAGUGCGUGGGCUCCGUCACGGCGGACGGCGCGGCGCGGGAGGCGACAUCUCCAGUUGCCGCUGCCUCGACGGCUGACGCCGGCAAGAUGGAAUGGGCCGUCGCCACGUCUCCCAAAGCCACCCAGAGCUCAGGUCACGAUGACAACGAGGACUUCCUGCGGAUCAGUGGACCGGAGGCCACGGGUCGUCCCGCCGGCAAGAUCAAGACCAAAGAGCCGGAUCUGCACGAGCGUUCUUCCGACGUGGAAGGGGCGGCUCGCCACGCGUGCCGCUAUCGCCACGAACCGUUUCCGAGCGCAGUACCUCUGCGCCAACACGAGCGCUACCUCUGCAAGGUGAACGACGAGAUCGACGCGUCGCCUCAACCGGCAGCGCCGCAGCCUCCGUCUCCGGCUCAACGAAAGAAGUCGAAGUCGUCGGCCGGAAAGGGGUUGAAAGGGAGCGGCGCUACCGGACUCGGAGACCAGUCGGCUUCCCUGAAGUCGUACUGCCUUGCCGGAAGUGUCGAGGCGAGUCCCGAGGAGUCGAUGAAGAUGUCGUUGGCCAUGAACCUCCCCAGAGACGUUUUCUCCAAGUGGCUGGAGGAGAAAUUCAACGCGGCGGGCAGAGCGCCGGAGCACCGUGCGUCCGGCUCUCCCUCCCGCGAGCUCGGCCCGGCAUCGGCUGGGCACGCCGGCCACGGCACGGAGGGAAGUCCGGAGCGGCACCUGGCGGGCUCGCCGACGGGUGCCCGAUCCGACUCGGCGGCAGGUCACGCGGAGAGCGGGCAGCCCGCCGGCGUGGCGGACGGUCCUCGCCGCGGUCGAGACCAGGCCCGGCCGCUCGACUUGUCGGUGCCAAAGUUGAGCACGGCGAGGCUCGGAGAGACGGGCUUUGUCGAGUUCCACGAUUCGAGUGGCGUUGAGCGCCAAGAGGAGCCGUUGGACUUGACUUACGCGAAGAGAUCGCACGGCGAGCUGGACUCGAGUGCUUCUCACGUGACCGACGGCUCGAGCAACAACGGCGUUGACCGUUUACACGAGAACAAGCCGACAAUGAACACGGUCACUUCCAGCUACGGCAACGGUCCCGUGCUCGCGGCCUUUCUGCCGCCCGGUUUGAUUGCGGCCCUCCACAUGGGUGACCCCGGCCUGAGUCCCUACACGGGCCUGGACCAAGCAGCCUUGCUGUCCCACGCGGCUGCUCUCGCCGACUUCCACGAUAAGAUGCGCCACUUUGCACAGACUCGGGAGCUCCCGCGCGCAAGCGGCAGAGGGGGGGAGCGCGUGCCCGGGAGCUCGUUCGCCCGCGACCUGUCCGACGAAACCUUCCAGGAGAGCGGCCCGUUGUUGCCGCGGCACAAGUACGAGCACGCAGGCAGGCGUCCCCACCGCUGCGAGGUGUGCAGCAAGGCGUUCAGGCACAAGCAGCACCUGAUCGAGCACUCGCGGCUGCACUCGGGCGAGAAGCCGUACCGCUGCGGGCGCUGCGGCCGGCGCUUCUCGCACUCGG